Messenger RNA from Quercus lobata, 1286 nucleotides. RefSeq names its product 14-3-3-like protein B. NCBI's taxonomy places the organism in Eukaryota, Viridiplantae, Streptophyta, Magnoliopsida, Fagales, Fagaceae. The transcript has 4 exons. The record is from RefSeq and is a predicted model, not a curated record. Bases 244 to 1002 code for a protein of 252 amino acids.
CUGUCUUUCAGCUCCAAUUCAAACAGAAAUACCCAAACUUCCACAAAUUUCAAACAAAAUAUCCUCAUCUUCAUCAUCAUCAUAAAAAUCCAACGGCCACAAUUCCACUCACACCGUACACUCAAACACCACAAAACCCAAUAUAUAUACACCCACACACAAAAAAAAAAUACACACACCCACACACCAAACACAAACCCAUCUGUCCCUUUCUCUCUUCGAUACUCUCUCAAAGUCUCAACAAUGGCGACGAGCAUCCCCGAAAACCUAACCAGAGACCAGUACGUGUUCCUAGCAAAGCUAGCUGAACAAGCUGAGCGCUACGAAGAGAUGGUCCAGUUCAUGCAAAAGCUAGUCCUGACCUCAACACCAGCUUCGGAGCUCACAGUCGAAGAGCGAAACCUGCUCUCAGUGGCUUACAAAAACGUGAUCGGCUCGCUCAGAGCCGCGUGGCGUAUCGUGUCCUCGAUUGAGCAAAAAGAAGAGGGUCGGAAGAACGAGGAGCAUGUGGCGCUCGUUAAGGAGUACAGAUCUAAAGUCGAGUCCGAACUGUCUGAUAUCUGUGCUAGUAUUCUUAAUCUUCUCGAGUCGAACCUCGUACCCUCGGCUUCGGCGAGUGAGUCUAAGGUGUUUUAUUUGAAGAUGAAGGGUGAUUAUCAUAGGUACAUGGCUGAGUUUAAGGUUGGUGAUGAGAGAAAAGCCGCGGCUGAGGAUACUAUGUUGUCUUACAAGGCUGCUCAGGAUAUUGCACUCGCGGAUCUUGCUCCAACACAUCCAAUAAGGUUGGGUCUAGCUCUCAAUUUCUCUGUGUUCUACUUCGAGAUUCUCAAUCAGUCAGAUAAGGCUUGCAGUAUGGCUAAACAGGCAUUUGAGGAAGCCAUUGCUGAGCUAGACACUUUGGGUGAAGAAUCAUACAAGGAUAGCACCCUUAUCAUGCAACUUUUAAGGGACAAUCUCACUCUUUGGACCUCUGAUGCACAGGACCAGUUAGACGAGCCAUAGAAGGUAUUGUAAGCUUGACCGGUCCUUUUCUUCUAAUGGAGGAGGUGGGCUUCGAAUGUCAUUUGUGUGCUGAUUAAAAGUGUGUAAUAUCUUGAAAGACUCUGGGUAUCAAACCCUAUAACAUGAUGUUUAAUCUUCAGAGUAAACUUGUUUCUUCUUUGGAAAUUGGUUUGGAAAGGGUAGCAUUUGAUAAAGAGUACCUAUUAGCUUUUUAUAUGAUGCAAACUUCCUGUGUUGUGGUUAAUAUGAUUAUUAGCAUUCCGAAUAUAAUUUUUUUUGUGCUG